CAUUCAGUUCGGUCCGGCGCCUCCGAAGCCCAGGGAUUUUUCUCAAUUUCCCAAAGGGCUGGACACCAUCUUUUUGAGGCUAAAUCUUACCCAUAUUCUUUCCGAAAUGGAGGCAAAAAUGGGUGUGGGUGACCCUAGCAGAUGGCAAACUGCAGUUUGAGAACAAGUGGGGGGUUCUUAUCCGGCGGCGGGUUAUGCCGAUUCUGAACGAGGGAACCGAGUAUGCUGCCAACCUUAUCGCCGAGGGCUCGCCCUUUUGGAUGGGCCAUUAUGUUAGUGAGGAUGGGUUGGUUAUGCUUACAUUUUCAUCAGGGGGUGAGAAGAUGACUUCCAGGCUUGAGCGGUUGGCUGCAAAGGCUGGCUCAACACCAGGGGCCUUGGUUAGGAAGGUCCAAACCCGAGGUUCCAUAGAAGCCGCCCUUGGGAAGUCUGGAGGGGGACCACAAAGAGAUGGCACUGCGACUCUUGCAGCGCCGGCUGCAGACCUCCGUCCUCCUUUGAGGAGGGGGCCGGGAAGAGGCUGACAUCCAGCCCAUCUCCUUGCCGAAAGGGAAGAAGUCCCGAGCUGCGAAGAAUCCUGCUCAAGCUGUUAUUGAGCUAGACUCUGAUUCUGAGAGUCGGCCCUUUGAAGGUGGCAGUCGGGGGGACGCCCCGAGACCUAUCCAUAAAAUCUGUUUGUCUCUCUAUGCUGAUUCUGCCUCUCUGUUUUGUUAGACAGUCAACCCAGUCUCCUUGGCCUUAGUUAUCACUCCUCCGGUGGACGCAGCUAAGGCUGGUAGCCUUUCUCCUCGAGCGUCUCUCUGGCGCGUUGUCCACUGCAUCUCUUAGGCAUUUGUGCUAGCCGCCUCCAGCUCACGCCGGUUAGAUGGGGAGCAAGAAGAGGCCCAGAGUCACGCCAGUUAACACAAGAAGGUGGUAGCUGACCUGGAGUCAUCCCUGGAUGCCGCGCUGAGGGAAGCUAAGGAGCUGAGGAGGAAGCUGGAUGAUGUUGUUACCGGUCACCGGGCCAUUGAGGAGGAGCUGAGAAAGAAGGCGGAUGUAGCUGGCCCAGAUGCGGUCCAAGUUUUCCGGAGCAGUGAAGCUUUCCGAGAGGAGGUGGAGCAGGUAAUCCCUGAAGGGGAGGUAAAGCUAGAUGAGGAGGGGGCACUUUGCUUCCAGCUUGGCCGAUAUGGGAUGUAAAAGGACAUAUACGAAGCCCUGCUAUUGAAGGACCCCUCCUUUGAUGCUCUGCAUGGGGCUUGCCUGAAUUGAUAACCAAUCAUGAAGUCCCCCAAGACUGUCCCCACCCCGGAAGAUCCUCCUUCCUAGACUGGUACUAAAGGUAAGGCUAAGGCCUAGGAAGAUGGUGAAGGAGUGGAAUGCGUGCCAAGAUGAGUUAACGGGAACGACCUUGGCGGCUUCUAGCUAGAUAUUAUUUUGUUUUCAGUAUUUCAGUGUUAUAAUAAAGUGAUAAAUAUUACUUUAUUUUUAUUUGAGGAUUUGAAGUUCAGUAAAUUCCUGGAUCUAGGUGGUUAUCACAUUUGCUAGUGAUAACUAGAUUUUAUUGAGUUUUUACCAAGAGUUAUAUUUUAGUUAUAUUUGAGAUUUUAUCAGAGUUAUUUUCUUAAACAAA
Molecule: messenger RNA, 1612 nt
Organism: Cuscuta epithymum
Lineage: Eukaryota; Viridiplantae; Streptophyta; Magnoliopsida; Solanales; Convolvulaceae
Source: the annotation of a GenBank genome assembly